ACGACUUAAAAGGGUCAAUUUGGUUCCUCAAGGUCGAGAUAUAGAUUUGUGGUCGUGUUAUCCUAAGAAAUGUCUUUGAUCACCAUUGACAGGUCACUCAUAGAGUCGGAAACUGACUAUGAUGAUUCAGUUGAUGUGGACACUUAUGAAUGUUCAUCCAGAAGCAGUCAAAGUGAAGAUUUCAUGAUGUGCAAAGGAACAGCUGUAGGCUUAAAUAUUCACUCCAGAAGAAAGUCUAGUUGCAUUAAAUCUAACGGUAUUUUGCCCUUCUUAUAUAUUUUUGUGAAGAUGAAAUGCAGGACCAUCUGAGAAGAAUUAUCUCUAUCCUUCGAUUUGGAGACUAUAUUCAACUGAUUGUCAAGCUUCAGAGUUCCAAUUCAAUGCCUCACCAUCACAGAUAUUGUUGUGUUAUUUCCACCUAUGGAAAGUUGGAAACUGAGGAAUCUUCUGUGUUGGGUGUAGAUAUAACUGACGGAAAAGCUACUGUGGGUUUGGUUUUAGAAAUCUGGCAAGACAUGUCAAUCAACUUAUGUGGCGAUGGAGGGUUCGAAUUAGUCACUAAAGAUACAGUAAAGCAGUUCAAACCUGUUUCUGUACAAGCUUUAUGGGCCGCAUUUCAGGCUGUCAACAAAGCAUGUCAGGUGGCUCGGGCUAAUGCCUAUUUCUGCCGCGGUUUCACUCAUGAUUGGGUUAGUUACUACCAUAGUUUACCAGCGUCAUCCACGUGCCAAAUACAAGAAUGGAUGAAGACGGAUGAAAGUGAUGUAUUCAUUCAGUCCUUAUCUCAUUCCCCUCUCUCGGAUAAUGCAACUGACAAAGAAAAAGAAUGUGCUAGAAUGGAAGCACUGAUCAGUGCAAAAUUGCAAGAAAUUAUGUAUACAGUUGACUUAGAAGAGGUGACCGUCCUUCAACUUCGUGAACGUUUAGAAGAAGAAUUCAAACAACCAUUACACCAAUUUCGUCAUUUUAUUGACAAACAAAUUUUAAGAAUUUAUGGUCAAAUGGAUGAAGCCAGUGUAAUAUUUGAACAUGUUCUAUUAGGUACAACAUUUAAUGCAUCAAAUCGUGAUGAAUUAGAACGUCGUAAUGUAACGCAUAUUUUAAAUGUAACACGAGAAGUGGAUAAUUUUUUUCCUGGUGAUAAAUUUGAAUAUAAAAAUAUUCGAGUAUACGAUGAUGAACAAUCGAAAUUGUUACCUUAUUGGGAAGAAACGCAUAGAUUUAUCAAUGAAGCUAAGAUUCUGGGUACUAGAUGUCUUGUUCAUUGCAAAAUGGGUAUAAGUCGUUCAGCCUCUACAGUUAUUGCAUAUGCUAUGAAAGAAAAUAAUUGGGAUUUAGCUACUGCAUUAUCUUUCGUAAAAGAUCGUCGUCCAUGUAUACAACCGAAUCCAGGUUUUAUGAAAGAAUUACACACUUAUCAAGGUAUAUUAGAAGCAAGUUCUAAUCGACAUAAGCCUAUAUUUCACAAUGAUGAAGUGAAGUCAAUUAAACCAGGGCAGAUAUCAAUAAAUAAUCAACAAUCUAAUUGUCUACAAAGUGUCUUACUUAAUAAUAAUAAUAAUUCAUCUGAAAAUGAACAAGAUAACAAUCGAUCUUUAUCAAUCAUGAAAGUCAAUACAAACAGUGAAAAAUUAGAAAAAAAUGUACAUAAUAAUAAUACUGUUACAAAUACUAAUUUAAUUAUAGACACAUGUUUACCGACUACAAAAUCUUCUAUUACUAAUUCGUUAUCUUUAAAAUCUUCAACAUCAACAAGAACAACUUCAUUCGCAACAUCAUCGGUUGUAGGUCAACAGUCCUCUUCUUUGUCAACAUAUAAUGAUGAUGAUAAUGAUGAUCAGUUAACAGAUACUAUUAUUCAUCAAGAUUCUCAGUUUAAUGCUAUCAUUGAUUUAGAAACUGAACUAUUUGCUUAUAAACGUUCAACUAUUUCUAAUAUAACAACAACAAAACUGACUACCACUCCUUUUAAUAAUGAUUUUUCGAACAAUACUACUACUACUACUACGAACAAUAAUAAUAAUAAUAAUACUUCAAAACUAAAUCAACUAAAACAACAUUCACCAUCAUCAUUGCAACAACAACAACGACAACAAGAGAACAAUCAUUUACUGAUGAAUGAAUUAUCAUUAAAUGAUAAUAUUAUUGAAUCCUCAUGUUGUACAUCAAUGAUGAAUCGACCAGUGGUUCUAUGGGAUUUUGAUAGUAAAGACGAUGAGAAAACAAAAAGUUCAGGUGUUGUGAAUAGUAUAGUUGUUGCAAAAAAUUCUCACUGUCUACGCCAAUGGCAUCCAUAUGUAUUUGAAAAUAUUAGUGGCACAGAUCGAUGUUGCGUUCUGAACAAUACUAAUAAACUGCAGAAAGCUAUAUCACCUUCUUCGUCAUUACGUACUGCUACCACUUCUCUUCAGUCUUCUACAAUUACAUCUGUCAGUCAUCCACAACAGUAUAUUCAUCAGUUGAAUUAUGCUAGUACUGUGUCAUCUAUAUCAUGGGAUUAUACAACUGAAUUAGAAAUGAUGCCUUCUAUGGAACAUGCUAAACUAUCUAUUAUUCCAGGUCAACCAAUUUAUGUUCCAUUAGUUACCUAUCAACUAGUUUUACACGCAUCAAUUAUUGUCAAUGAGAUGAACAAAGAUAAAUCUGUUGCAAGUAAGAAACACAUAAAAGCGGACUCACUCAUAGAUGAUGAAUGCACAAAACAUUCACCUAGUAAAUUAUCCAAUGUCCUACGCUUGGUAUCAAGAUCAUCUGAAUCCAAUUCAUUCAUAACUUCAGUGAAUCAAAGUAAUAAAGAAAAAAUGCUGAGCUAUGAAUCUGCAUUGAUUCCAACGUUAAAAUGCAGGAAAAAUCAAUUUGUAUGUAAUAACUUGAACACUAAAACAACAACUACUACUACUAACAGUAAUACAUUCAUUACUGAAAAUGUUGUGUCGAGUAAUUCACUCUUAUCUAAUCCGCUUUUAUGUGAUUUCAUGACGCAGUCAACUAUUGUGACUACAACAUCUCAAUAUAAAUUACCGAAUGAUUGUAUUAAUCAAUCCACAAGUAAUGAUACUAAUGAUUCAAAUAUUAAAACAACAUUGAAUGAACGAAGAAAAUCAUCCUAUGCUGAUUUGUUCAUGUUAAAAACUAAUCAAAAUAUAACUAAUCAUUCUGUUGUCAGAUUAUCACCAGAACGUUCACAUUCAACUCGAUCGUCUGGUGGUCGUUCAUUAUCAACACGUCUUCGACCUGACAAUAGUUGGAUUAUGAAUCAUGAUUCUUGUGUAGAAAAUACUGUUAUUUCCAAUUCAUCAGCUCCUCCUCCUACUACUACUACUGCUAAUACUACAACCACUCAUUCCACUAUAAUGAAUUCAUGUUCACUCGUUACUAGUACGCCAACUUUAUGCUCUAAAAUAAAUCGUAUUCUUAACACUUUGAAUCAAUCAGUAAUUUCAUCGAAUUCUAUUGACACUUCAUUGUCAUCGAAUAACAAUGAAAAUAUAAAAAAUAAAACGGAUCAGUUACCAAUAAAAUGUUCAAAAUCAUAUAAUCGAAUAAUUUGUAAUAGUGUUGUUGAAAAAUUUAAAUCAAACUCUUCUAUGGAAUCAUGUUUAACUGUCAAUAAAUUAACAAUGAAAACAACACCUACUUCUAUUACCACCACCGACAGUUGUAGUGAUGAAUACAAUAAUCGUAGUAAAUUCCUUUCAAAUUCAUCAAAUCCUAUGUUAAUUAUGUCGAAUUCAGUUGGUGUUACUCCUGGUUCUGACUAUUAUCAUAACAAAAAUUCCAAUUACCAACCAAUCACUACUACUUAUCGUCCAUUACGUCAUCUUAUUAACAACUGGCCACCACAUCAUCCAAUUGAUCCAAUUCAAGCAACUGAAUCGUAUUGUUCUUAAAUCUGGGUCAAUUUGUUAACGGGCUAUUGGUUUAUUCCAUUUCCCUUCCACCUAGCCUCUGUGUUCUUUGCUCCAAUUUUUUUGUAUGAUUUAAGUUUAACAACAAUAACAAAAAAAUCAUUCUAAGACAAAAUGGAAAUUGACAUUAUUGAUCGAGAACAACAACGAAACUGUGUACAAGGUUAUUGAAAUGUCUUUAUUUUUGUUCAUUCAACCAAUGGAAUACGCGCCAAUAGAUGAAUGUUAUAUUCGUUGGUUAAUUUGAGAUCAACACAACAACAGUGUCCAAUAUUUAUUAGUGUGUAUGUAUGGGGGGCACAGAGUCAAUGAACUUGAGAUAGAUGUGUAGAUACCAACGUUUCCUUUCUCAUGCAUCACACCUCUUCAUAGUCGUUUAGUCUGUUUAUAUGAGAGAAUUGUGUGUGUGUGUGUUUUUCUUCUUUGAAUAGAAAUUUUUUUUAUCUAGCGAAAGUGUAUACGUGUACAUCAACUGAUAAAAAAUUUUCCAUCUUUGUCCUAAUAUGGUGGUUAUCAGUCAUUUAUGUUUUUGUCUUGUGAAUAAGCCGGUGCUGAUUUACAAAAGUGUUUAUUAAAUCUCAUAUAAAAUGUUUUGUGUUGUAAAGUUUUUGUAAUUAAUCUACCAAAUAUGAAGUUGUGUUAUUUCAUCCUCGACGGCUAAUGCAUCAUAAAUGAUUUCAUGAUCACAAACAAUACUAACAAAAUUGAAUGCGCUUAACUUUUUUUUAUCAUUUCAUAAGUUUACUAUUUUAAAUGUAUAUAACCAGUGUUAGGUAAACAGACAUAGAAUAUUUAUUCUUCUGCUGUUUAUGUUUAUCACUCUAUUGUUUAUUUAUAUUUCUUUCUCCUUUAUUUGUUAGUUUCAUAUGGUGUAUUUAUUUCAUAUAAAUGUGAGUAGAGAAAAACGACAACACACUAUAUAAGAUAUUGAAACGACGAAAGGUGAGUGUUUGAUGUUUAGAAACAAACAAUUUUUAGUCUUCAAUUAAAUUAUUUACUUAGAUAUAUUUGGGUAUGAACCACAUUUAAAAUAAGAAAACUAAUGAAAAUACCUCAAAGUAAAUGAAGUGCGGUUGGAACCUGGAAUUUUUAGUGACUGAAGGUUGAACAUCUUAACCAAUAAGACAUGUGAGUAAACAAUCGUGCUCAACUGUUGUUAUAAAUAUUGACAAUAAAUACUCUUUAUAAAUGGAUUGGUUGAAUUGUGUAAUUAAUAAGGAAUUAUUAAUCG
This is a messenger RNA of Schistosoma turkestanicum, 5139 nucleotides long. Lineage: Eukaryota; Metazoa; Platyhelminthes; Trematoda; Strigeidida; Schistosomatidae. The record is from the annotation of a GenBank genome assembly.